AUCCCAGCAUGCACCGGGGAGUAGGUCCGGCCUUUCGGGCGGUGAGGAAGAUGGCGGCCUCCUGGGCGGACCAGCAGGUCCUGGUACAAUACUUGGUGUUACGAAAGGAUCUAUCACAGGCUCCGUUCUCUUGGCCGGCGGGCGCAUUGGUAGCGCAGGCUUGUCACGCGGCCACCGCGGCCUUGCACAUUCAUCGCGACCACCCGCACACCGCCGCCUACCUCCAGAAGUUGGGGGGCAUGCGCAAAGUUGUGCUCGAGGCCCCAGAUGAGACCACCCUGAAGGAGCUGGCUGAGACCUUACAACAGAAGAGCAUUGACCACAUGCUGUGGGUUGAACAGCCAGAGAAUAUUGCCACUUGCAUUGCGCUCCGGCCCUACCCCAAGGAAGAAGUGAACCAGUACUUGAAGAAGUUCCGAUUGUUCAGAUAACUACUGCCUUGAUAUAGUUGUAUAUCAGCAGGAUCCAGAAACAGCAUGCCAUUGAGCCCUCAGCAUCUUGUACUCCUUUCAGUGUCAGCUUGCUCCUCCCCGUCGGUUGUAAUUGGCUUCUUGGGGGUCAAACACAUGUUCAUAUUAAAGUUGUCAUUA
Messenger RNA from Nycticebus coucang (slow loris), 590 nucleotides. It is a transcript of the gene PTRHD1, whose product is annotated as peptidyl-tRNA hydrolase domain containing 1. The record is from RefSeq and is a predicted model, not a curated record. NCBI's taxonomy places the organism in Eukaryota, Metazoa, Chordata, Mammalia, Primates, Lorisidae. The transcript has 2 exons. Gene Ontology annotation, molecular function: peptidyl-tRNA hydrolase activity. Bases 9 to 431 code for a protein of 140 amino acids.